AUGGCGACCCUCGCCCCGCUCUCCUUCGGUUCUUACGCCGCCCUUCUCCUCUUCCUCCUCGGCGGCGCCGCCGCGGGUGGCGGGCGGUGGAACGUCCUGGAGAGCAGCACCGGCGUGUCGGCCAUGCACAUGCAGCUCCUCGUCGGCGACCGCCUGGUUUUCUUCGACCGCACGGAUAUCGGCCCCUCGGGGCUUCCCCUCGACAGCGGCAGGUGCCGAGACGACCCCUAUGACACGGCCCUCCCGCACGACUGCACUGCCCACGCCGCCGAGUACCACGUCGCCUCCGGCUCCCUCCGGCCGCUGACGCUCGCCACGGACUCCUGGUGCUCGUCGGGCACCGUCUCUGCCGCUGGGGUCCUCAUCCAGACCGGCGGCUUCAACGACGGCGAUCGCACCGUGCGCAUGCUGCGCCCCUGCGCCGACUGCGACUGGGAGGAGAAGCCCGCCGUCCUCGCCGCCCGGCGCUGGUACGCCACCAACCAGGUUCUCCCCGAUGGCCGCGCGGUCAUCGUCGGUGGCCGCGCGCAAUUCAACUACGAGAUCUAUCCCCCCUCGGCGGGGACCUCCUCCCUUCUGUAUGAUCUUCCCUUCCUCCGGCAGACGAGAGAAAAAGGGGAGAACAACCUCUACCCCUUCGUUCACCUCAACGUCGACGGCAACCUCUUCAUAUUCGCCAACAAGGACGCCAUUCUGCUCGACUACCGGAGGAACGUCAUCUUGAAAACGUUCCCGCAGAUGCCCGGCGGCGGCCCGCGGAAUUACCCCAGCACCGGCUCCUCCGUCCUCCUCCCGCUCGGCCCCUCCGGCGCCGAAGCGGAGGUCCUGGUCUGCGGCGGCGCUCCGACGGGGUCCUUCCAGCGGGCGUGGCGCGGGGUAUUCCAGCGGGCGCUGGACACAUGCGGGAGGAUCAAGAUCACCGAUCACUCGCCGGAGUGGGCGAUGGAGGAGAUGCCGGUGGCGAGGGCGAUGGGGGACAUGAUCCUCCUCCCCACCGGCGAGGUGCUCAUCCUGAACGGCGUGGAGAGGGGGACUGCGGGGUGGGAGCUGGGGAGGGACCCGGUACUCAGCCCCGUCACCUACCAGUCUGAUGGCACCCCUGGUUCUCGGUUCCGCGUGGAGGCCUCCGCCACCAUGCCCCGAGUGUACCACUCCUCCGCCGCGCUGCUCCGCGACGGGCGGGUCCUUGUCGGCGGUAGCAACCCGCACGCAUACUACAACUUCACUGGCGUCCUCUUCCCGACGGACACCAGCUUGGAGUCCUUCUCACCGGAGUACCUGAGCGAUGAGUUGGCCGCCCACCGGCCAGUGAUCCUGCCGCCGCACGCGACGGCGCUGAGCUACGGGGGCGACUUCAGCGUCAGGUUCUCGGUGGCGGCGGGGCUGGGGAAGGCCGGCGUGAGGGUGACGAUGCUGGCCCCAUCCUUCACGACGCAUUCCUUCGCCAUGAACCAGAGGCUGCUGGUGCUGGAGUCCUCCGCUGCAGCAGCCGAUGAAGGGAAGGCCGCGGCCUACGAAGUGAAGGCCACGGCUCCCCGCUCGGCCAACCUCGCGCCGCCUGGUUUCUACAUGCUCUUCGUCGUCAACGGCAACGUUCCCAGUGUAGGCGUCUGGGUCCACAUUAAGUGA
This is a messenger RNA of Spirodela intermedia, 1629 nucleotides long. Lineage: Eukaryota; Viridiplantae; Streptophyta; Magnoliopsida; Alismatales; Araceae. The record is from the annotation of a GenBank genome assembly.